UGCUUGCUGUUGUUGGAUGUUUGGUUGCUUGAAUUGAUUUGCUGACUGCUGUGCUGCGCAACUAGUUCUCUACCUCCCCCGUUGCGGCUGCUGCGCGCCAGUAUGCUACCCGUCCCCGCAUGAACAUCCUGUCGACCUCGCCUGCGCUGGGCCUCCGCAAGCCGCUUGCUUUCGCGCCCGCUGCCGCGGCUGUGAGGUAUGCUUCGACGACACCCGCCACCACCGCCGCCGCCGCAGCAGCGGCUCCCGCAGCAACAGAGAACGCGACGGCCGCGAGCGCCGCGGCUGGCAUGCCUGGCGCCGACGCAGCCACGCAGGCGACGACGAACCUGGACGUCGUGUCGGACGCGUUCCUCUCCAAUAUGAUCUCGACGAUGCCCGAGCAGAUUGGAUACCUGAAGGCCAUUGGGCUGGACUACGGGUGGGGCCCGACAAGCUGCAUCCAGUGGCUUCUGGAGCACGUGCACGUGUUUGCGGGCACGCCGUGGUGGGCCAGCAUCAUGCUGACGGCGAUAGUGGUGCGCGCCGGCCUAUUCAGGAUCUUCGCCAUGACGUCGGACAUUGGGGCGCGGCAGGGGGCGAUGAAGACGGUCGUGGCGCCCAUCAACGCGCGCAUGCAGGCCGCUCGCGCCGCGGGCAACACCGAGGAAAUGAUGAUGGCGCGCAGCGAGCUCAUGCAGGUCUACAAGGCCGCCGGUAUCAACCCCGUCAAGGCUUUUGUGGCCCCGGUUGUGCAGGCUGUCACCGGUUAUUGCACCUGGAAGCUGCUGCGCGGCAUGUCGGCGCUGCCGGUCCCGGGCUUUGAGACUGGCGGCUUCCUCUGGGUCAAGGACCUUACCCUCUCGGACCCUUAUUUUCUGCUGCCCCUUGGCUUUGGUGCCAUGAUCCACUUCGUGGCUAAGCGCGGCGGCGAAACGGGCGCCAUUCAGACGCUCACGGGGCUGCAGCGCAAGUUCCUGCUAUAUAUCAUGCCGUCGCUUGCCGUGGUCUUCACGUUUGCGCAGCCGGCGUCGGUGGUGCUCUCGUUCGUGACGGCCUCGUUCCUGGGCAUGGUGCAGGCGCGCGUGCUGCAGACCCCGGCUGUGCGCGAGAAGCUGGGCCUGGCGCCCAUUGUGGCAGCGCCAGUCAACCCGUUCAGCAGCGACGACGGCAGCGGGGCCAGCGGGCCCACGACCAUCAACACGACGGCGACGUCGCGCCCGGGCUUCGGAUACCAGCCGCCGACGGUGAAGUCGACGGUGCAGGAGGCGGGGCCCGAGGCCACGGCCGAGCCCAAGGACGGCGGCAUGCUUUCGGGCGCGCGCAAGAGCUUCCGCAACACGAGCAAGGAGAUUAGCGAGGGCAUCCAGAACGCAAAGACGCGCGCUGGCUUGGUCGACGAUAAGCCGUCGGCGAAGACGGGCCAUAGCAAGGACUUUUUGAAGAGGGCCGAGGAGUACGAGAAGAGGCGGGCGUUGGAGGACCAGCAGGCGCGGCUGGAGCGCCAGCAGCGGAGGCGGAGGUCGCGCGAGUAAAGGGGAGGAAUGUUUGUUGUCUAUCUGUCUAGCUAGGUAGGUAGUUUUCUGGGAGAGGCAGGGGAGGGACUGUGCAUAUGCGCGCGCGCUUGUAGUAGUAUUUUCGGGACUGAAGAAGGUGGUGGUGGUGCAUGUAGGAUUAGGAGUAG
This is a messenger RNA of Aplosporella prunicola CBS 121167, 1663 nucleotides long. RefSeq lists its product as uncharacterized. The transcript has 2 exons. Bases 120 to 1514 code for a protein of 464 amino acids. The record is from RefSeq and is a predicted model, not a curated record. Gene Ontology annotation, biological process: protein insertion into mitochondrial inner membrane from matrix; mitochondrial respiratory chain complex IV assembly. Gene Ontology annotation, cellular component: mitochondrial inner membrane. Gene Ontology annotation, molecular function: membrane insertase activity. Lineage: Eukaryota; Fungi; Ascomycota; Dothideomycetes; Botryosphaeriales; Aplosporellaceae.